UUAUUCCGGCUAUGAAAUGGGAUUAUCCGGAAUGUAUAAAGAAACGCAGCCUAUAUGUCGUGCGUACAAGCAUGCAUUUUUCCAUAUUUUGCAUUAAUGAAAAAUAAGCCUUGGUAAGACGGAUAGCUUUUCGUAAGGCAAACAGCAGGGUCACUAAAUCUAAAAUGGUUUUUAAGAGCAUCGAAGCUGAUAGCUAACUGAGUUAAACGCUUUGGAGAGGUCCAAAAGGCAUAAUGGUGUCGAGUGGGUUUUUUUCACGAUGUCAUUGAAACAUUUGACCGAGUAGCUUUUGGACAGAUAAGUAAUAUUGCUGCCUCUAAUUUAUCUACGUUGUUCCUGCAACUGACAGUCGAGGAUAUGGGUAUUUGUGUACCAUUAAAUCAGCCGGCAAACCCCUGGAAUACACGAACUUUUCACGACUUCGAAAGCAAAGGCGCUGUCGUCAUAACAUUGGAGAACACAAUCAUAUCUGCUUGCAAUUCCGGUUCAUUGGUAUCCAAAGGCAAGUUUCAGGGCUUGUGCCUUAGGUUUGCUGACGAUUUCGAAACAACCCUCGAUGAUUGGAAACCUAAUGCUAAUGAACCUAUAAUGAACGUGUGCGUCGUUUCUGAAGGGACGUAUGAGGUGUGCUCUCGUACCACUGCUGCUAAGAAACUGGAAAAUGCCAAAUGGUUACUAAAUGUUAAGUGGCAAAUGGAAGGUGUUGAUAUACACCUCGAUAUAAAUAUAGGGAAACAACUUUCCUCACUCGGUCACACGCUUACGAUGUUGACCGGCUUUGAGGAAGAAGAUACAAACAUGGAAUCCCCGGACAGCGAUGAGGGUGAUCACAGUUGUCGGGAUACCUAUGUGCGCCGGCGGGAAUUUGAUAAUCUGCCAUCGUUCGUGUUCGAUCCGACUAUCGAUUCGAAGAAGCGGUCUUUCAUGAUGGAAAAAGAAAUGGCGGAGCAACUGAAAAUUAUCAAUGAUUUGCGCACGCUUGGUGCCUCACACAAUACCGUGGCACAUGAAGAGCGUCGGUUGCAAGAACUGCAGGCGAUUUGUUACAAAUAUUUCCGACGCGAUAUGAUUCAGAAAUGGAAGCGCCCCUCUAUGCGUCGUUCAAUGAAGACUUCAAGUCGCUCUUAUUCCUUUAUUGGCGCCUCAGGAAAUCGCGAGCCGGCCGAUGAUACCCUGAUGCCUGGACCAUAUAGCGGUCGUCGUUUAGAUCCCAUAGCAUCUAAUGAUGAAAUUUCCAGUUUGCAAAGCACGCCAGUUUCCGGACAUUCAAGAAGUGCUUCGUUGAAAACAUGCCCUACCAAUCGAGUAACCUUCUCCGAAUCCAUGCGCCAGACCUCACUGCCAAAUGCUGACACGGACAGUGAAGAUGUUGAUUGGCGCACACAAGAAUGUCACGGCGAAUCGACGCCAAGUGAAAUAGACAUAGAUGGCACUUCGGUAGAAAUGCGUAAAAAGCAUGGCUACCAACAAAAACAACAAGAACCCAAUAUAGAUUUUGAGCUAGAUAUUAAAGCGCUAGUCAAUUCUGGCAAAUGUGUCCUCCACACCAAAGAGUCCGCCGAAGAUCGUUUGAUUUUAAGUGGUCCGACAGCAGUGAAGACACAUAAACGAGAGCGCAGCCUGGGCAACGACUGGGGCAGUCCGACGCCAUCACGGCGGCAGCGCGAUAAAAGCAAGUUACGUUAUAACACCUCGAGUAACGCAAUGUUAUCUGAUCUCACCAUAUUCCACAUUCCCGGAUUGGAUGUCAAACUGCACUAUCAGUCCCGUACCAUAGUUGAUUUGUCAGAGCAUUCUCGCAGCAUGAGCUGCGAAAGUCAUCAUACAACGCGCCGGAUCGGCAGCAAACGGGCUUCGUUGUUCGCCUGGAUGACAUUGCAGAGUAUACCAGAAGAAACUAUAAUAUCGCCACAUAUAUUGGAAUUCUUAGAGCAAACCUUGGAACCUAUACCUACCAAAACUCCUAACUAUACUGGCGCGACUAUAGCAAACCCAGUAAACUUGGAUAUUCUGCCUACAAAUUACGUCACCUAUGCUUCUUUUCCAGUAGAUGUUAUUGUCUACUUCCACAUGCAACCAUCGACUUUCCGCUUCUCUUGCUUGCCCGUGUCGCGUGUGGAAUGCAUGCUACAGUUGCCAAGUUUAGAUAUAGUAUUCAGCUCCAAACGUUCGAGCGAUGAAGAUCCAGGUCAGCAGGAACAUGCUUUGGAUAAAACCUCAACUGAAAAAGAUAAAAUGCCUGCUGGUGGCCUAAGUAUUACUGGCUGUUUGGCGGAUUUUAAUGUUUAUAUCUUCCACCCAUACGGCGGCAAGAAAAGCAAUGUCAAAGAAGCACAAUUCUCGCCUCUCUCUGAUAGUGAACGUAAAGAUUCAUUGAGCAUAAAUGUAGAAUUUGUAAAAUUUCAAUUGACCCGUUGCCGCAAAAUAUACGUUGAGCCAGCUGUUAUGAGUAAACGUGUAAUGGAUAACUCGCUCGCCGUCAUACGUUUUUCAACUAUUGUUGACAUCGGCAGUGCUUCUUUCAAGUACGAUAUGCGCCGUUUAACCGAAAUCUUAGCUUUUCCGAAGGCUUGGUAUCGACGUCGCAUAGUGCGUCGAUUAUUCCUUGGCGAUUUGAGCAUGCAACACAUGGCCGGCACAGAGCCUGUCACACCAACUGGUAUGCCAUCUACGCCUAAAGAUGCCAACGGCAACAGUGGCGCUUGUAAGAUACCCGGUUACGAAUAUGCCAGGUCACCUUCGGAUGCAUUCUAUAGCAAAGGCAAAAUGCGGCUUGACUUCGAUUCCCAAUCGUCUACUCCACAGCAGCCAGCACAUUCUGGUUCCGUGCGUAAACUACGUUCAUUGGAAAAAUCAUCAAGUGCAGAAUCAUCAAGCACACCUUCUGAGAAAAAUCAAAUUACUGCUUGGGAAACACUAGUUCUAUUCGCUAUAAAUUUUACUAAAUUGAAUGUACAGAUGAAUAUGGGUAAUGUAAUGGGAAAUGUGGUGUGGUUAACUAAGGACUUCCAGUCAGAUGGCAGGCUCUCUAUUGGCAGCACUGGCUAUAAAAAUAUGUACAUUGGCAUAUAUUUGGGUGGCUCUUCACUGGACGCUAAAGGUGGCAUCGUCGGUGGUAGCUUUGAAGUGAAUAAAAUCAAUACUCGUUUCCACAUUAAGGAAGAAUCUGGCGUGGAGCCCUACCACACCAUACGUUUGAGUUUUGUGGCUUUGGAGCUACGACUAGACUACAUGGGCACAUCGGUAUUGAUGACGCGUAUUAGUUCAUUUUCGGCCGCGAUGAAAGACGAAUGGAAGACGUCAAUAAAUACGCUGUCUACUACAGAUUAUGGUGGAAGUAUGGCCACAGUGGGUGGAUAUACCACCAAACCUCGAGCUAUCAUUUUCAUACACGGUGAUCUAUCUUGGGAUCAGCUUCAAAUAAUGAUAUCAAAAUCUACUACAGCUGAUUUGCUAAAAAUGUAUUACAAACUGGAAGAAUUCUUCACUCAGCAAUUCAAGUCCUCGAAGCGUGUAUUUUCCAGCCUUGAGCCGCGUUUGCAUGAGCGCAAUGCUAGCAUGAAGCGCAGACAGAAUCGUGACAAGAAGAAAACCUCAACAAAUGGAGGUGCUGAUGCGGCAACUAAUAUACCCGACCUCAGUAAUACCGACGCUCGCCAUCAUCGUCACUGGCAGAAACCAUUGGAACAGGCUAUCGGCUUAGUAGUACCUACUCUGGUGACACGGCUACCACGCAAUGGCAAUGUCCUCGGUGGCACUGUGGAGCUGCAUGGUAAUAACAUUUCUUUGGCUUGCUUCCAUGGUAUCAACUUCAAGUCAAAAUCUUGGGCUUUGUUCAGUUUAAAAUCCCCCUCUAUAAAUUUUGCUACUGAAGCGCAUCAAGCGCAGGAUACACAUGAUGUGUUUGUAACGCAGACGCUGACGUCUUGCUUGGGGCAGUCGACGGAGGUGCAACAGCAAAAUCACUCCAUGGCUAUAGUUAGCAGAAUUACACGCAAUAUAAUCUUUCCACCGCAGUUCAAAGCACUUAAUGAGUGGUUCCACUAUGCAUUCGCUAAUAGCGAAAUUGAUUCAGUGGAUCGUUUUCCCACAUUGGAGCGUGAUCGUGAGAUUGCUUCAAAUUCCAUAGAACGUAGUCGUGCCGCAGGCGCGAGUGCAAGCAGUUCCUCGAAAACGCAGGAACACAAUCACAACCGUGAGGUGAUCUUUGCGCUGCCAAGUUUACAGCUGAAUUUCAAGACCGAACACAGACAAGGCGCAACCACACCAGAACCAAAAGAAAUUAAGCCUGAGGUACUCUGUAGUUUUAUAACAGAGUUUGAUGAUCACAUCUUUGUGACCGUUGAUGCUGAUGCAUUUUUCUUCCUGCACGAUUUGAUCACAUCGUAUGUUAAGGAGAAGGAGAAAAUUAUCGGUACCCAAUCGACACGUGCCGCUUCGCCAAAUCUAUCACAGAACUUAAAGGGUCAAGUGAAGACCUACGUCACCGACGAAAUACACAAAGAUACAAAUAAAGCAUCGUUCGGUGGUAUGAAUUCCGGUAGCGGUAAUGGCACUACGUCCAUCAAUGUUUCGAGCACUACAUCACACCAGAGCAGCAUGCAUGUCGUUAGUCACAGUAAAACGGAUGUUACCGCAGCUUUUUGUGUUGACAAUAGAGACGUCACUACUUUAGCAUCGUCAUUAACAUCAACAGCGGCAGCAGUAGCUAGUUUGACUUCGACCACUGCCAGCACGGUAACGAGUGAAUCGGCCAGUGGCGGAUCCAAAAAUGAAAAUCCUAUAGAUUUAGAGUCAUUUGUACGCGAUUGGCGUCGUUUCGAAUGUCAGACUUGGCAUUUAGAACCAACUGUGCGACUGCUCUCUUGGGCAGGAAAAUCUAUUGAGCCAUAUGGCAUUGAUUACAUAUUGAAUAAGCUUGGUUUUGCUCAUGCUCGUACAACUAUACCAAAGUGGCUGCAACGUGGCUUUAUGGAUCCGCUAGAUAAAGUGCAAGCGCUAAUGAUGUUGCAGCUGCUGACGAUGGUGCGGGAAAAUAAAGUCGAAAAUGCGUCAAAAUCGGACUAGGCGAAUUAGUUGCAGUCUAGUUCAAACCUAAUUUUAGUACUAUUUUUAGCAAAUAAGUUAUGAACGGAUGGUCGUAGAACGGUAUAAUACGAUUUCAUUAGUCUUGAAUGCCUUGUGUGAUGAAGUUUUUGUAAAAAUUUAUAAAUGACUUUCACGAUUUCGUAAAUUUUUUUUAAUGUAAAUUAUGCAAUACUCGAAGUAUUAUUGAAAGUGUAAUAUGUUUAAAUAUAACCCAAGGCGUAUGCCUUGACAUAACCUA
Molecule: messenger RNA, 5326 nt
Organism: Rhagoletis zephyria (snowberry fruit fly)
Lineage: Eukaryota; Metazoa; Arthropoda; Insecta; Diptera; Tephritidae
Biological process (GO): synaptic vesicle endocytosis
Source: RefSeq, a predicted model, not a curated record